Rhodamnia argentea is the source of this 785-nucleotide messenger RNA. Its product is annotated as 60S ribosomal protein L24. Gene Ontology annotation, biological process: cytoplasmic translation. NCBI's taxonomy places the organism in Eukaryota, Viridiplantae, Streptophyta, Magnoliopsida, Myrtales, Myrtaceae. The record is from RefSeq and is a predicted model, not a curated record. Gene Ontology annotation, molecular function: mRNA binding; structural constituent of ribosome. Gene Ontology annotation, cellular component: cytosolic large ribosomal subunit. Bases 115 to 609 code for a protein of 164 amino acids. The transcript has 5 exons.
CAUUAGCCUCUUCUUGUCCGCUUUUAAAGUUUGGCGCACCAGGAAUUAGGGUUUUCGCUCGAACCCAGCAGAAGCGGCGAGGCACACCUCCAUUUCCAGCUCCCGUCAGCCACCAUGGUCCUCAAGACUGAGCUUUGCCGCUUCAGCGGUGCCAAGAUUUACCCUGGCAGGGGAAUUAGAUUUAUCCGCUCGGAUUCCCAGGUUUUCCUCUUUGCCAAUUCGAAAUGCAAGAGGUACUUCCACAACCGCUUGAAGCCUUCAAAGCUCACGUGGACGGCCAUGUACCGGAAGCAGCACAAGAAGGAUAUUGCUGCUGAGGCCGUGAAGAAGAAGCGCCGGGCCACCAAGAAGCCGUAUUCCAGGUCUAUAGUCGGUGCCACCUUGGAAGUUAUCCAGAAGAAAAGAACUGAGAAGCCAGAAGUCCGAGAUGCUGCACGUGAGGCUGCUUUGAGGGAAAUUAAGGAAAGGAUCAAGAAGUCGAAGGAUGAGAAGAAGGCAAAGAAAGCUGAAACGACGGCCAAGACCCAGAAGUCUCAAUCCAAGGGAAAUAUGCCCAAGGGUGCUGCACCUAAGGGCCCCAAGCUUGGAGGCGGCGGCGGAAAACGUUGAAUCCCAGCUUAAACAUCCAGAUUACCGACUGUUUCGAUUUCUGACUCGUUUAAGCAAUAUAUUUUGGCAAUCUUUUGCGGUAUCUUCUGUCUGAUCCGCUUAGUUUUUGUUUAGUGCAAGUUUUGACAGUGCUGUAAGCUGAAUAUCAGUUCAAAGGUUGUGCUUCUGUUUGCUUA